AUGGAUAAGAUCAAAUGUGAAAAAUUCAAGAAUUGCGUCACAGAUCUUUUGGAUUUUACAGAAGUAUCGUCAGCAAAGAAGUCAGAUAACAACAUUUUCACUUUGGAAAUAAUUCGAGUGGAGUUAGACUCAUUAUGGGACCAAGUCAAGAAGGCAUAUUUCGAGUGUCGUGAUCAUGUACCACAGGAAGGAGAAAUCACAAUCGACAAGACAAAACUCAGGACUCGUUACAGAGAAGCCAUGGAAGGUUAUAAAACUUCUUUAAGUUCAUUAAACGAGGAAAUUCAGACAAUCAAGGAUAAACAAAUGGAAGAUAAAACAAAAAAGGAGUCAGGAAUAUCACCUGAAUUUACAUAUCACGGCGGGGGAGGCAUGUACAUGAAUGUACCCAAAAUUAAAAAAAAUACGCUUUCAUUCUUCCUGUCAUCGUACGUGGCCCCAUUGACGUUAAUAUGUUUCCUGUAUAUGGGCAUGCUGGCACGUUUAUGGAAGAGUGCGCCCGGCUGCAAACCCUCGGCUGAGUCACGGAAAGGAAAAAGACGUGUCACACGCAUGGUCGUAGUGGUUGUCUUGGCCUUUGCCAUUUGCUGGCUACCAAUACAUGUUAUUUUGGUGCUGAAGGCCUUCAACCUUUAUGGGACGUCGCAUGCAACCGUAAUCAUACAGAUUAUCGCACAUGUCUUGGCCUAUACAAAUUCAUGUAUUAACCCCAUACUGUAUGCCUUUUUGUCGGACAAUUUCCGAAAGGCUUUUAGAAAGAUUGUUUGGUGCGGCAGUCCACCACCCAUUGUUACAAAUCAGCAAAUAACAAAAACAACGCGCACAGCAACCGGAAAUGGUACUUCCAACAUCGAUAUGCUGUAGAUGCAGACAACAACA
Molecule: messenger RNA, 879 nt
Organism: Musca vetustissima
Lineage: Eukaryota; Metazoa; Arthropoda; Insecta; Diptera; Muscidae
Product: allatostatin-A receptor-like
Exons: 6
Coding region: 1-864 (287 amino acids)
Biological process (GO): G protein-coupled receptor signaling pathway
Cellular component (GO): membrane
Molecular function (GO): G protein-coupled receptor activity
Source: RefSeq, a predicted model, not a curated record